UUUAGUGAAUGUUUGAUCGUUUCGUUAAGCCUAUACGGAAAGUUAUUGAUAGUUUUAAUAUUUCCCGAUAUUGGGUGUAUAGUGAUUAAUAGAACAUUAUCUAUUAUCUGAAUAUGGCUCCUCAAACUGAGGAUAUAUUAAAUGAAAACAAUUCUUGUUUUGAGGAAAGUAUUCGCUUAAAAUCGGGGAAAAAUUUAGCUGCACCUGAGCAAGGAGAGGAAAUCGUUAUAUCAGGAUUAUCUGGAAGAUAUCCAGAUUCAAGAAAUGUACACCACUUCCGUGAUAAUCUUUUUAACAAGGUUGAUAUGGUCUCUGACGACAAUCGAAGAUGGAACCCAGGGCAUCCGGAAAUACCACAGCGUACUGGAAAACUAUUCGACAUCGAAAAACACGACCCAAGUUUCUUUGGUCUGCACUAUCGUCAAGCAAAUGAAAUGGACCCGCUUUGUAGAUUAUUCUUAGAAGUGGCCAUAGAAGCUAUAUUCGAUGCUGGAAUCAAUCCUGUUGAUUUACAAGGAACAAACACAGGAGUGUUUGUAGGAACAUGCUUCAGCGAGAGUGAAAAAACUUGGUUUUACGAUAGGUUGAAUCCUCGUAGCUUUGCUCUAACUGGGUGUGAUCGAUCUAUGAUUCCAAAUCGUGUCAGUUAUUACCUGAAAUUGAAUGGACCAUCUAUGACCUGCGACACAGCAUGCAGUAGUUCGUUAUAUGCUUUAGACCAUGCUUAUAGAGCUAUAAGAACGGGAGAGUGCGACAACGCUAUUGUAGGAGGAACAAAUCUGUGCUUGAGUCCAUCUGUUUCUUUACAGUUUGCCAGAUUAGGUGUUCUUGGUUUGGAUGGAGCCUGCAAGGCUUUCGAUAAUUCUGGAAACGGAUAUGCCAGGUCCGAAACUAUUAGCGCCAUCUUUCUUCAAAAGUCCAAAGGAGCCAAACGAAUCUACGCUACAAUACUCCACGUCAAGACAAACUGCGAUGGUUUUAAGGAUUCUGGAAUCACUUUUCCAUCCAGGAGUAUGCAAGUGAGACUACUAAAAGAAUUUUAUGAAGAAUGCCAAUCAGUAAAACCUUACGAACUAAGUUUCCUGGAAGCACAUGGAACAGGAACAAAAGUGGGUGAUCCAGAAGAAUUACAAGCCAUCGAGGAAGUGUUUUUGCCUGGAAGAAAAACACCUCUUCUUAUUGGAUCUGUUAAGUCUAAUAUUGGUCAUACAGAACCAUCUUCGGGACUAUGCUCUGUUACAAAGGUUCUUAUAGGAUUUGAAACAGGCUAUAUACCGCCAAAUUUGCAUUACAAUACUCCAAGGGAAGGUAUAAAAUCAUUAGUGGAUGGUAUGAUUAAAGUAGUGGCAGACAAAACAGAAUUUAAGGAUGACAGAGGAUUAAUAGGUAUCAACAGCUUUGGUUUCGGAGGUAGUAACUGCCACGUGCUUUUGAGACAUAAUCCUAAGAAAAAAGUAAACCAAGGCAAACCGCUGGACAAUAUUCCUAGACUGAUUUGUGUCAGUGGCAGGACACCCGAUGCAGUCAGCAUGCUCCUAGAUAGCGUCAUAGAAAAUAAACUUGAUGUGGAGCAUAUUAGGUUGCUACAAGACGUUUUUAGCAAAAAUGUAAAAGCUCACUACUACCGAGGAUACGCUUUAGCAUCUAAAUCUGGACAAAUAGCAAGAUCUCAAACCUACUUAGAUUUUAAGCAAGUUCCCUUGCUAAUAUGCUUUGGAAUUAUUGACGAAGCAACUAAAAAACGGGCAAAAGAGUUCUUGGAAGUACCUGAUUUUGCUGGAGUUCUAGAAAAGGUACACCAAGUACUUAAACCGAAGAAUGUUAGCAUCAUGAAUAUUAUACUGAAGGAUAAUACCAAGUCGAUUUUCGAAACUGUCCUGGCUAAUGUGACGCUUCAGUUGGCGAUAUGCAAUCUUAUAAAAACCUUGCAAAUCAAACCAACAAAAAUAUUUGGCAUUAACAAAGAUUUGUCUUUGGGUAGUUUAAUAUGUGGAUACUUUGAUGAAGCUAUAAGCUUGGAAGAAGUGGUAGAAUUGGCUUAUGUCAUUGGUUCCAUUACCAACGCCGCACAUAAAAGUAGUACUGCAGAAUUGUAUGAUUUAAUUCAAAAAGACAAGAAAGUUGCUUUGGACUUAAAAAAUAUUUUGGAUAAAAUUAUUACCAAGCCUAGAAAGCUAAGCGAUAAAGUUAUCUGUGAUCCAUAUCAGGCAGAAAUUGAUUCCACUUAUAUAGUGAAUUCUUUGAAAUACACCGAUGUACCUCAAAAAGUUAAAGAUUUCAUUACAAAGAAGUGCAUUAUUUUUGAAGUUGGAAAUGGAGAAAUAUCUACAUUAUUAAAUAGCAGCAAGAAGAGCCUAUCUGUGAUCAGUAGAGGAGGUUUAAAUGAUCUCUUAAUUUCCAUUGGCAGAUUAUAUGAGCUGGGUGUGAACCCCCAGCUUCAGUACUUAUACCCGAAAGUACAGUACCCAGUAAGUAAAGGAACACCUAUGAUUUCUCCGACGGUGGGAUGGAAACACGAUAAGAAUUGGUACGUUAGUCGCUAUUCAAACGAUAAUUCUUUGAUGUUCGAGCAAAGAGCAAUUGCUUUUUCAAUCAAACGUUCUGAGCAGGCUUACUUAACUGGACAUGUUGUUGACGGGAGAAAUCUAUUUCCUGCUAUGGGAUAUUUAUUAGUAAUAUGGGAGACACUAGCUGGUACUCAGCGCCUACUUUUAGGAAAUAUGAAAGUUGUCUUUGAGAACUGUCGAUUUAUAAGGGCCUGCUCGUUAUCGACCAAUUUAGAGUCUUCACUGACGCUUAACAUUUGCCUUCAUAUGGUUUCUGGAAACUUUGAAAUUAGUGAGAGUGAUUCAACUGUUGUAACAGGAAGAAUAAAAAUUGCUACAGGAAACGAAGCUGAUGUUACACCACUUCCAGCACCACCCGGUGUGCCAAAUAAAAUCGCACCCUAUAUGUCAAACAAAGACGUAUACAAAGAACUAAGACUACGUGGCUACAAUUAUAAGGGAAAAUUUAGGGGUAUUCAAUCCUGUGAUGUUAGUGGUCAAGUAGCUUCAAUCGUUUGGGAUAGCAACUGGGUUACGUUUAUGGACAAUAUGUUGCAAGUAAAAAUUCUACAAGAAGAUACACGAUUACUUUAUGUUCCAACCACCAUCUCUAGAUUAUCUAUCGAUGGAAAGAAACAUAUGGAAACUAUAAGGAAUCUCGGAGAAAAUCCCAACGUACCAGUUUAUGCCUGCAAACAUACGGGUAUCAUUCAGUCUGGAGGUAUUGAAAUUCGUGGUUUAAUAGCAAGCUCAAUACCCAGAAGAAAAAACAUGGGUAUCCCUGUACUCGAGAAAUAUAUUCCCGUGCCAAACGCCACAAGUCUUAAACUGGAGCAAGCCGUAAGGGUUAAUAUGCAAAUACUGCUAGAAAAUGCCUUCACUGUUCAAGUUAAGGCUGUUGAAUUAAUAGAUGAAGCUACUCCUGAAGAAAAUAAAACGAUUGGUGACAUCGUAUUUGACGUCCUUGCAGAUCAACCAGUAAUUCAACCAAACAUAACCGUUCUUAGCAAGACUGAGUUAGAAGUGAACAACGUGACAGUAGAAGACAAGAAACUUUUAACAGAAGUUGACUGUCAUUUAGUUAUAGCUUCGUGCCUUUUCGAAAGACCUAAUAUAUUGACGUUAGCAUUAGGAUCUCUUCAUACUUCUGGAUUUAUACUCUCCAGAGAAUCAUUAGAUUUAGACCAUUUUACUUAUCAAAAUGAUAAUGUUUCCAUUAUCACUGUUUACACCACCGAUACAGAAAAGCUGAUUUUUAUGAAAAAAGUGUCUGAAUAUAAACCACCUACAGUACUAGAAAUAUCAGCAUUAGAUACUGAAUUUAGUUGGAUUCAAAAAUUACGAGCUCUUUUGGAGAAAGAAGAAAAUAUUCUUCUGUAUUCUGAGAAAGAACCUCUCAACGGACUUCUUGGACUGUAUUCUUGUCUUCGAAGAGAACCAGGAGGCCAAAAAAUAAAACUACUUUUUGUACUCGAUCCCUCUGCCCCAGAUUUUGAUGUAAACUCUUCGUUUUACGAAUCUCAGUUAAAGAAACAGUUGUUUAUAAAUAUCUACAAAGACGGCCAAUGGGGAACUUAUAGACAUUUGCUGUUCGACAAAAGCAACUCAAUUGAAGCCGAGCAUUGUUAUUUGAAUUCGUUGGUAAGAGGUGAUUUGAGUUCGUUGAAGUGGAUCGAAGGGCAGUUUUCAUCAAACGAUAUAAGAUUAGAGGGACCCGACGAAGAAAUUAUUUCGGUUUACUACGCCUCAUUAAACUUUAGAGAUGUUAUGACGGCUACGGGAAAAAUCAAUGUGGACACAAUUACCAGAGAAAGAAGAGAACAAGAAUGUGUUCAAGGGUUCGAGUUUAGUGGUCGUUUAGCAAAUGGAAAAAGAGUUAUGGGCAUGAUAAGCAAUGGCGCUUGCGGUUCAUAUUGCAAAGGUGAUAAGUAUCUUAUCUGGGAAGUUCCGGAAGAGUGGUCUUUAAGAGAAGCUGCUACCGUCCCUGUCACCUACGCUACGGCCAUAUUUGCAUUAGUUUUGAAAGCAAAUAUUAAACCCGGGGAUUCUAUACUGAUUCAUUCUGGCACUGGUGGCGUUGGUCAAGCUGCCAUUCAAAUAGCUCUGAUAAGUGGCUGUACCGUCUAUACUACAGUUGGUACCCAAGAAAAAAGAGACUUCAUAAAAAGGAGAUUUCCUCAAAUAACAGAUGACCACAUAUUUAAUUCAAGAGACACAAGCUUUGAACAGAGUGUGAUGCAGGCAACCAGAGGUAGAGGAGUGGACGCUGUUCUAAAUUCUCUAGCUGAAGAAAAACUUAUGGCUUCAGUUCGAUGUGUGGCAAAAAGCGGACACUUUUUGGAAAUUGGAAAAUUUGACAUGGGCAAUAAUAAUUCAUUGAAACUUUUGCUGCUCAACAAAUCUGCCAGUUUUCACGGUAUAAUGUUGGAUAUGUUUAUGAAGCAAGACCUCUAUUUCCGACAGGAGCUAGUUGCGAUGCUGAAUAAAUAUUUGAACGGUGGUCUUAUUAAACCUUUAAAUUCAACGGUCUUUCACAUGAACCAAGCUGAAGAAGCGUUCAGAUACAUGACCUCAGGAAAACAUAUAGGCAAAGUCACGAUCGAAAUACGAGAAGAAGAAAAAGGAACUAUUGUUGGUCGCCCAUCAUCGGUACUGUAUUCAUGUAUACCUAGAUAUUAUUGUGAUAGCAAAAAAACUUAUAUAAUAUGUGGAGGUUUGGGAGGUUUUGGACUAGAAUUAGCAGACUGGUUAGUACUAAGAGGAUGUAGAAACCUAGUUUUAACAUCACGAACAGGAGUCAAAACCGGCUACCAAGCAUACAGAAUAUCAAUAUGGAGAUCAUACGGUUGCACAGUUUCUGUUUUUACUGACGAUAUAACUACAGAAAGCGGUUGUGAGAGUUUAGUCAAGAAAGCCAGUGAUCUGGGACCUGUACAUGGUAUAUUUAACUUAGCCGUGGUACUCCAAGAUGCAAUUUUCACGAAUCAAACUGAAGAUAUGUUUAAAAUAAGCUUCGGACCAAAGGCCAAAGCAGCCGAACAUCUGGACGUAGUAACGAGGAAGUACUGUCCAGAACUAAGGGAUUUUGUGAUGUUUUCUUCGGUUUCUUGUGGAAGAGGAAAUGGUGGACAAACUAAUUACGGAAUGGCAAAUUCCAUUAUGGAAAGGAUCUGCGAGAAAAGAAAGACUGAAGGUUUACCGGGACUGGCUAUUCAGUGGGGAGCUAUUGGAGAAGUGGGACUAGUAGCUGAUAUGCAAGAAGAAUCCAUCGAGAUGGAAAUAGGAGGCACCUUACAACAAAGAAUCGUCAGUUGUUUGGAAGUCAUGGACCUAUUCCUGAGACAGAACGAAUCUGCUGUCGUUGCCAGUACAGUAGUAGCCGAAAAAAGAUCGGGUCCAGUAGCUGACAAUAUCGUUAGUGCAGUUGCGAAUAUUUUAGGAAUUAAAGAUCUAAAAACUAUUUCGUUGCAAGCUACAUUAGCUGAAGUUGGUAUGGAUUCGAUGACAGCUGUAGAAAUUAAACAGACAUUAGAAAGGGAGUUUGAGGUAUUCCUGACACCUCAGGAUAUCAAGUCGAUGACGUUCGCGCGGCUCCAAGAAAUUCAAGACGAGAGGGAAUCUUCAAGUUCAGGUGGGAAGAAAGGGCGAGCACUGACAGGUUUUGAAAUGAUCAUGGGUCAUCUCUCUGAUCAGAGCAAGUCUGAAAUACCCUUAAUUUCCCUUCAGGGCCAACAAACAAACAGAUCAAUUGCAGGAAACGUCAUUCUAUUCGCUGGGAUAGAGGGAGUCAUAGGAGUGUUAGAACCACUUUACCAACAAUUAGAAGGAGAUUUGUAUGGUAUACAAUUUUGCAAUAACAACCAAAAAGACAGUAUUGAAGAUAUGGCCUUAACAUACCUUGAGAUUGUCGAAGAAAAACUGUUCAAAUCAGUUCCCUUCAAAAUCGUCUGUUAUUCUUUUGGUGGGUUAGUUGCCUUGCAGCUAGUACAUGAACUGGAAAAGAAGGGAUAUCAUGGUACUGUCGUGUGUAUAGAUUCGUCCCCAGACUAUCUUCAAGCAUUGUCGAAAAUAUUGGAAGUCGAGUCAGACGAUAAAAUUCAAGUAAGCCUGUUGGCACACUUAAUGGCACUACGUCUACCACUAGAUGUCGUUAGCAAAAGCUGGAUACCACUAUCAAACUGUCGAAACUUUGAGGAACGCUUGACUCUAGCAGAAAAAAUCGUAACGACCGAAAACAUUCCUUUAAGCAACAUGAAAGAAAUUACCAUCAGUUCUUACAAGAGGCUGAAGGCCACAGUAUCCUGGAACCCCACUUUUAAGCUUAAAUCGAAAAUUAUCUUGUGCAAAGCGAAACUAUCCAGUGUUGAGCAGAAAGAUGAAGACUAUGGACUUGGUAAAAUUUCCCAAUAUCCCGUGGUGGUAAAAGAAUUCGAUGGAAAUCAUGUAACGGUGUUGGAAAAUCCAGAUUUGGCCAAUGAGAUCAACGAAACGUUCUGGGCUGAGACCAGUCCGGUCCUGGAGAAAGAGGAACCUCUGAUCGUUAUAGAUCAACAAAAACCAUAUAUAUGUUCGCAAUAAGACAAUGUCUCCACAAUUUUUUAUGUUUUUUUUAAUAAAUAAUGUAUCAUAUU
Sitophilus oryzae (rice weevil) is the source of this 7177-nucleotide messenger RNA. RefSeq names its product fatty acid synthase-like. The record is from RefSeq and is a predicted model, not a curated record. The transcript has 31 exons. Gene Ontology annotation, molecular function: oxidoreductase activity; fatty acid synthase activity; phosphopantetheine binding. NCBI's taxonomy places the organism in Eukaryota, Metazoa, Arthropoda, Insecta, Coleoptera, Curculionidae. Bases 114 to 7124 code for a protein of 2336 amino acids. Gene Ontology annotation, biological process: fatty acid biosynthetic process.